This is a messenger RNA of Hirsutella rhossiliensis, 1005 nucleotides long. RefSeq lists its product as uncharacterized. Bases 1 to 1005 code for a protein of 334 amino acids. The transcript has a single exon. Lineage: Eukaryota; Fungi; Ascomycota; Sordariomycetes; Hypocreales; Ophiocordycipitaceae. The record is from RefSeq and is a predicted model, not a curated record.
AUGGAGAAGAUGAGACUGUCUAGAUCGCUAACUGGGUCCCCGGGGCCGGCGGCGAUCGAACCGAGACAGCCGAUGACGCCUCCGCCCUACUCGGGCCCGUCUACCGCCACUAGUACAGAGCGGCAGCAGCAACAGCUUGAUGGCGCAUCCGUCAAAGGUCCCGCCCAAUACCCAGGUCUACCCCGACUCGACUACCGGCUCUAUUCUCCCCCGCUCUUUAAGCUGUCGAGCGACGCCACAACCUUGUCCUCCAAGGCCGAGUACUUGUCGACCAACGCGGCGACGCUCGCGGCACUGGUCCGUGCGCAGGCGACGGUGCCGCCGAAGCCUCAGAUCCAGGUCCGUGGCACCCGGGGUCGCAGGGUGGACUUCGACAUCAAGCUCAACCUCAUGAGCCUGCUUAUUCCCGACGAUCAUCUACAACGCAUCGAAUACCUUCACUGCGUCGGCGAUGGCGAGGUGGCAUACCGCGGCGGCAUACGCCCCGACGUUCUACCCCAGGUAGGCGGAGGCGGCCUAGACGAAUGGUGCCACCGCUUCGUCCAAGACACUGCCACGGUCAAGUCGUUUGCGCUCGACCGCGUCGUGGCAAAUCUCGAUGUGUCCUGGAUCGAGGGCCAGCUGCGCAGCCUGGUCGCCUCGGCCAAGUAUCGUGGCAAUGUCGACGUGAAAUUUCUCGUUGCUCACAGUCGCGUCCUUGUCCAAAGCCCAGAUAGGUUCAAUCCAUUCGUCACAAGUGUCACCACCCUCUUUUCUGGCAGGAACAAGUACGAGGUCGUCAAGGCAGUCUGGCCCUUUGCCACGCUGAAGAAUGGUGAGCAGGGCCGCAGAUGCGUCAUCCAAAGUGAAGACAUAUGGUGGUUGGAAUGGAGAGAUCCGAUUCGCUACGCCAUUUCUCAGAAACGUCAAGGGUGGGUUACUGUUGAGGAUAAGCUAGAGGCAGUGAUGGAGGGCAAAGGGAACCAGGCCGAGGUUAUCGAUUGGGGGGUAGAUAACUCGACAUAA